Molecule: messenger RNA, 1023 nt
Organism: Habropoda laboriosa
Lineage: Eukaryota; Metazoa; Arthropoda; Insecta; Hymenoptera; Apidae
Exons: 6
Coding region: 1-1023 (340 amino acids)
Cellular component (GO): chitin-based extracellular matrix
Molecular function (GO): structural constituent of chitin-based larval cuticle
Source: RefSeq, a predicted model, not a curated record
AUGGAUGAAGUGGUUGGGUUUCGUGGGGAUGGAGCAGUGCUUCUCAAGCUAUGGGUACUUGGAGAGAUUCUUCUUGCUGUCUCUCUUGCUUCUGUUGGUUAUGCUCUGCCAACAGCGGAGGUCCUCGCCUAUCAGGACAGUCUUGGCCAGUACAGUUUUGGCUACAGUGCCCCAAGCUCAGCGAGAUCGGAAGUUAGAACGCUGAAUGGCGAAACACGCGGUGCUUACAGUUACAUCGAUGACGCAGGCGUUAUUCAGACUGCUCACUAUACAGCUGACGGGGAAAAUGGCUUCCGGGUAGCGGCCACCAAUCUUCCUGUGGCACCGCUUCCGGAAGUGCAAGAUGUAAUCGUGGCGAUUCUACCGGAAAAGGAAGAGAUACUGAAAACGAAUAACCUAGGAAGAAAUAAUGUGUUUCUGAAGGGACUAGUGCCAAUAGAGAGUGAUACUAUGGAAUUGGAAAAAGACGUACAACUCAAAGAGAAACUAGAAGAAAGAGGAGAAACGAUGAAAAUGAGCGAAGAAGGAAUCUUAGGAGGAGAAACAAUGAAAAUGAGCGAAGAAGGAAUUUUAGAAGGAGAAAUGAUGAAAAUGGCUUCUGAGGCGCAGCUUCAAGAGAAAUCGUCAGAAAGUGCAGCUGCUGAAAGUCCCAAAGUAUCCAGCACCGAAAUGCCACUUAAAGUCUUGAAACAACUCCAGAUUCCUAUUUAUCGAAUUUCCCAAGGAAAUCUUGCCAUUGAUCCAUCAACCAUACAAGGACCGAUAAAUAUCGAAGGAUCAUCUUUGACUCCAGCAAGCACUACUUUGAAACUUGAUCAAGCAACGAGUAGACUGUCCACGAAUGAGAAUAUCAGUGUGAAAGAAUUACCUGUACCAAAAGAAAAACCAGAAAAGCCUCAAGAGCAACAGAAAUUAAGUGAUAAAGAAAUAAUUGCACCUCUUAACAUUCUACCUCUGAGCACUCCCACUCUGCUCAAAUAUACUCAUGUUCCCACUCUUCACUAUUUUGUUUAUAAUCAUUAA